This is a messenger RNA of Rosa chinensis, 3658 nucleotides long. RefSeq lists its product as uncharacterized. The transcript is spliced from 2 exons. The record is from RefSeq and is a predicted model, not a curated record. Lineage: Eukaryota; Viridiplantae; Streptophyta; Magnoliopsida; Rosales; Rosaceae. Gene Ontology annotation, molecular function: catalytic activity. The coding region runs from base 630 to 1862 and encodes 410 amino acids.
UUCAGGAUGAGACUGUGGCUGACUCUGCUUUUCCUGAAAAGACCAUUGAUGCACAUAAUCAUGAACAGUCCCCUACCAUUGUGAAUCUAUGGUAGAGUUUCCAAGAGAAAAAAAAAAGAUCCAAAGUCCUACAAAAAACAAGCCUGUAUCUACCCCUGCUGGCACUUCCUUUAGUUGACCACCUGACAUUGAGAAAACUGCUCACCUCAUGGAUAAGCCUACUGGCCACAACUCUAAAAACCUGCCAAGAGCUCCAAUGAAAGAUGUUUCCAAUUUAGGAAGUAGCAGUGGAUCAAAGCCUGACCUGCAUUAUCAGAGAAAAACCAAAGGGCUGGUCAAUCCUGGUUCCAAACAUCAGACUCAUGUUUUCAAGAAACUUUCUUUUGAAAAGGUGAGUCCUAAUGUUUUGGGAGAUGGGAUCUCAGCUAUCUUUGGGCAUACUCCCCCUGAUGAGAUUUCUGGCAAUACUAGACUACAUACUCAAUUUCUCAUGACACUGAGAAUUUUGUUGAGAAUACUUUUGCUGAGAAUAGCAUGGUGAGCAUCGAGAAUAGUCUGCCCUCCCAUAAUGGUGAGGAUCUGGCUGAUGCCUAAGUGGGAUCUCCCUCCACUCCCUCUCUGCAGUUCCAAUGUUUAAAGUUCUUUUUUGGAAUGCCAGAGGUGCAGGUAGUGAUAAUUUUCGAUCUGCUAUUGCAGACCUUGUCAAGUUACAUUCUAUUGAUGUUUUAGCUAUUUGUGAACCUAGAUUGCAAUUCUCAAAGACCUGCACGACUCUUCAUAAUCUUGGGUUCAAUGACUCAAGGAUUGUUGAGGCUCAAGGUUUUUCUGGUGGCCUAUGGCUCUUGUGGAAUAAAAAUAAGACUCAGGUUGACUUCAUUGAUGACAACUUCCAAUCUAUUAAUGUUAAAAUCACUAUUCCUGGCAGUCCUGCUUGGAUGCUUUCUGUGGUUUAUGCUUGUCCAACCCAUACUUCAAUGGCUUCUUUGUGGCCUUAUUUUGAUAAUCUUGUUGCUAUCACCAAUCUCCCAUGGAUGCUAAUUGGAGAUUUUAAUGAGGUGGUUUCUAGCUUAGAUAAGAACUGUGGCCCUUUUACUGGAAGAUUUGGUGGCUUAAGGAAUUGGAUUAACAAGAAUGCUUUGAUUGAUAUGGGUUUCAAGGGAUCCUGUUACACCUGGAGUAACAAUAGAGUGAAGGAAAGACUUGAUAGAUCAUUUUGCACAUGCUCCUGGAGGUCUACUUUUCCGGAUGCUUUUAUCCAACAUCUUCCCAAAACAAGGUCUGAUCAUUGCCCUAUUCUCAUGCAGCUUUGUUCUAAUAACCCUAUUAAUAGAAGCUCUAGCCCAUUUAGAUUUCAAGCUAUGUGGUUUUCUCAUACAAAUUAUUCUGAGUUUGUUUCUAACACUUGGAAUGGGUUACAUGGGGAGUUUCAUUCCAAAAUCAUGUGUCUCUCUUCUUCUCUCUCGAAAUGGAAUAGAGAGGUUUUUGGUCACCUAUUUCGGAAAAAAAGAAGAAUUUUGGCCAAAAUUGGGGCCAUCCAAAAGGCCUGUGACAAACAUGAGAACCCUUUCUUACUCAAGCUUGAAGCUGAACUUAUCCAUGAUUAUGAGAAUAUCCUAAAUCAGGAGAAUCUCUUCUGGAAACAGAAAUCUAGAGAUAAGUGGCUGCAAGGAGGUGACAGGAAUACCAAAUUCUUUCAUUUGACUACUCUGGUUAGAAGGAGGAAAAACAAAAUUGAGGGCCUGUUUGACAGUAAUGGAACUUGGUUUACUGAUUCUGCCUCCAUGAAAAAUAUUGCUGUUGAUUUUUUCACUAAUCUGUUCUCCUCACAAUGUGAUGAAGGCUCUAGACUCUUUAUUCCCUAGCUCUUCCCUGAUAUUGAUCAUGAAGACCUCACUAAUAUUGGUAAACCUGUGUCCCUCAUGGAAGUUAAAGACUCCCUCUUUGCCAUUGGAGGACUCAAGGCUCUUGGAUUUGAUGAUUUCCUUGCUAUCUUCUUUCAACAUCAUUGGCAGCUUUAUUCUUGUGAAAUCUUUAAUGUGGUGUCUAAUGCUUUCAGGUCUGGUGUAAUUCCCCCUAGUUUAAAUCACACUAUUAUCUCCUUAAUUCCUAAGGUGGAUGGCCCUCAGCACAUUGCCAAUUUCAGGCCAAUCAGUUUAUGCACCACAAUUUAUAAAGUUAUCUCCAAGAUCAUUAUGGCUCGGAUUAGGCCUUUGAUGCAGCAUCUUAUAAGCCCUAAUCAGGUCAGCUAUGUUUCUGGAAGACACAUUUUAGAUAAUAUUAUGAUUUCUCAGGAAAUGCUUUUCAAAUUAAAAAAAUCCUAUGGUGCUUACAAUAGACUCAGUUGGAAUUUCAUUGAGAUGGUUCUUUAUGAAGCUCAAUUUCCUCAUGAUUUGGUGAAGCUUAUUAUGAGCUGCAUUACCUCUACCAGUUUCUAGAUUUGUUUUAAUGGUGAACUGACAAACUCGUUUAAAGCUCAGAGGGGUAUUAGGCAGGGUGACCCCCUCUCUCCUUAUAUCUUUGUCCUAUGUAUGGAAAAGCUUUCUCAUCUGAUUAAGUCCACUGUAGAUAUUGGAAGUUGGAAACCUGUUAGAGCAUCUCAAUCUGGGCCUAAAGUUUCCCAUCUUUUCUUUGCUGAUGACCUUAUGCUUUUUGCUGAAGCCUCCCCUUUCCCAAGCUCACACCAUUAAGUAUUGUCUGGAUGCCUUUUGCUCUCUCUCUGGCCAAACUGUUAGCUAUGAAAACUCUCUCAUCUUUUGCUCUCCAAAUACUUGUAAAGGAUCUGCUUCUGAAAUUAGCAGAAUUUGUGGUUCUCCUUUGACAAAUGAUCUUGGAAAAUACUUGGGAAUGCCUCUUAUUCACACCAAAGUGAACAAGCAUACCUAUGAUAGCUUAUUUGAUGAAGUUCAAGGUAGACUCUCUAGCUGGAAAUGCAAAGUGCUCAGUAUGGCUGGCAGACUCACCUUGAUUCAAUCUGUCACUUCCUCCAUCCCAAUCUAUGCAAUGCAAACUGCCAAAUUCCCUAUGAGCUUGUGUGAUCGAAUUGAUAAGCUGAAUAGGGAUUUCUUAUGGGGGGGACUCAAAUGAUAAGAAAAAUGUCCAUCUUGUGGGAUGGGACACUGUUUGUCAACCAAAGAAUCUUGGUGGUCUAGGAAUUAAGAAAACUGCAGACAUGAAUCAAGCCAUGCUAGCCAAGGCUAGUUGGAGACUGUUUCAACAAGACUCUGGUUUAUGGGCCUCCAUUUACUCUGAGAAGGAUCUUAAAAAUUGUUACAUCACUGAUGAUAACUACCUACCCCCUGCUGAUUGCUCUAGUACCUAGAGGAGCAUCUCUUAUGGAGCUGCUUUGAUGAGGAAAAACCUUAAAUGAAGAGUUGGAGAUGGCAAGAAAAUUAAAUUAUGGGCCCUUGUAAAGAUGGUCUCUAUCCGCUAAAUCUGUCGAGCGUCUCCACUCCUCCAUAAGCCCUUGCCUCCAUUCACUCCUCCAUUUGGCACAAUCGUUUGGGUCAUCCCUCUUCCAAUGUCUUAGCUCGUCUAGGUUCAACAAUUGGUUCAAAAUUAUCUUUUCGUUCCUUCUGUCGAGAUUGCGCACUUAGCAAAUCUCAUCAAUUACCUUUUAAUUCCAAUAAAGAAACUGUUAAUUUUCCAUUUCAUAUUAUUC